AAUAAACAUUUUUUUUAUUCAAACAUCAUCCAAACAACUUUUUUCUUUUUUUUUUAUUUUAUUAAGCGUGCAAAUUUAUGCAUACUUAGAACAAAGAACUCUCAUUUGCAUAAACACGUACAUUUUUUUUUUAAUAUAAAGAAUAUCAUCACUCGACAGGAGAAGAUUCAUUUUGAUUUCUGUUGUUUUUUAUUCCCUGUGAUUUUGUCCAUCUUCAGUGUUUUGCUUUAAUUCAGCUUUACGGGUGAAUCCCGUGAAUCUGGCAACCCGGGUGAAGCGGUUGUCAUGGUGACGGAGUGAAAUGGCGCAGCUGCUGGGAGAGACGGUGUUUGAGAUUAGUUCUCAGGGACCUGCACCGAUUAAAGACUAUUUCUAUUUCCAGAUCACUCAGACAGAGGUGAUUUGGCGAUGGUGGAAGAUUUCCUUUCGACCGAAUUCCUACAACACGAGACCAGGAGAAGUGAGAGAGUCACACGGCGAGUAUCUGGACGACACGCGGCUGCAGGGUCAGGUGUUGAUGGUGUUUGGUCCUCAUGUGCUGCAGUACUCUAAGUGUCUGUGUCAGGGUCAGUACGAUUAUCUCCAGCGUCUGCCAGAUCCUUUACUCCUCCGCAUCACGGCACAUUUAGAGCUGGAGGACGUGGCGCGUCUCGCAUGCACCUGUCACAGGUUUAAACAGCUCUAUAGCUCGGAGCAGUUUUGGGAGCAGACGGUACGCCUGCACUGUGACACGGUGACCCCCGGGAUGGAGGAUCUGGCCCGAGACGUGGGAUGGAAGCGUGUUUUCUUCACCAACAAACUCCAGCUCCAGAAGCAGAUCCGCCGCCGCAGAGCAGGAAAUCCACUCACACACACGGGAGAUUUACUCAACAUCACGUCCGGCCGAUAACACACACGCUCACACGUCAUACGAAACCGUCACCGUGACGUCAUCACGCCGAGCCAGAGCUUUGUACCGGGAAAUAUAUAUACGCUAAUUUACACUUUAUAUUAGUUUUAAACGUUAAAGACGAAUUAUUUCAUCAUUAAAUCAAUCGUGCGAUUCUGUUCGACAUCGGAAUGUCUCUCAACAAUUUUAUUAUUUUUAUUCAAGAAUGUAAAAAAAAAGAGGUUUUAAAUGGAAUUGAAUAUUCAUUCGCUUCUUUUUAAACCUUUUGUAAACACAUCGUUUAGAAGUUUUAGCUCGAUUAGUUUGAUGACACCUACACAAAUAAUAACAGGAUUAAAGCGCAUC
Molecule: messenger RNA, 1234 nt
Organism: Ictalurus furcatus (blue catfish)
Lineage: Eukaryota; Metazoa; Chordata; Actinopteri; Siluriformes; Ictaluridae
Gene: fbxo36b
Product: F-box protein 36b
Exons: 4
Coding region: 302-889 (195 amino acids)
Molecular function (GO): protein binding
Source: RefSeq, a predicted model, not a curated record